This is a messenger RNA of Dibothriocephalus latus, 540 nucleotides long. NCBI's taxonomy places the organism in Eukaryota, Metazoa, Platyhelminthes, Cestoda, Diphyllobothriidea, Diphyllobothriidae. The record is from the annotation of a GenBank genome assembly.
AUGGAGGAGAUAGCAUCAAUGCCCCCGGUAGCAACCAUUCUCACCUGCGAUGAUCGGGACCCCGCAAAGCUGUUGGAAUUCGUCCAAACAAAAAUGGCUUGCGACUACAAGCGGAGCGAACUCAAACGGUUGAUUCAUCUCAGCCUUUUCUUGAACCCUCUUAUACGGAUUUGCAUACGAGAUCUCCGCCAACGCUGCGCAGCUUCGUCCGCAGUGGACGGUUCCCAAAAACCCCAGCCAGAUGCUGGUACACUUGACAUCAAACGGCCCUCGGAUACGUCCCAAUUCGCCUUCCAGAUGCCUCCUUACCUGCACAGUAAUGCCACGGAGGCAAGGGCCAGGACGGUAAGGGAUAUGGAGGAGGCUGUUCAAACUGCCCAGGACUCCUCGGGGGAGACUCGCAGCCCCCUGCCAGUGUCAAUCGAUUCGGAAACCACUGAUAGAGGCAUCUGCUUUUCGAACCCCGCCAAUACAAUCAACUAUCCGUCUUGUCCUGUUCAUUUGAAGGUAUGUCCUUUGAAAGAAUUCAGCCUCUACUGA